Messenger RNA from Trifolium pratense (red clover), 1304 nucleotides. Its product is annotated as RNA-binding protein involved in heterochromatin assembly dri1. NCBI's taxonomy places the organism in Eukaryota, Viridiplantae, Streptophyta, Magnoliopsida, Fabales, Fabaceae. Bases 105 to 1073 code for a protein of 322 amino acids. Gene Ontology annotation, cellular component: cytoplasm. The transcript has 7 exons. Gene Ontology annotation, molecular function: mRNA binding. The record is from RefSeq and is a predicted model, not a curated record.
AUAAAUUUGACAAUUUUGAUUUCACUUCUUUGUUCUUGUUCGUCCCUUUUGUCUGGUUUUUUUGGUUCCGAGAAGACAAAGACAGUGAAAAUAUUAAUAAAAGAAUGGGGGAAGGUAGAGAAGGUGAUUGGGAGUGUAGUAGUUGUAACAACAGAAACUACGCUUUCAGAUCAUUCUGUAACCGUUGCAAACAACCACGUCUUCUCGUUGAUACCAAAACCCCUGCUGAUUCCAAGUGGCUUCCUCGUAUCGGCGAUUGGAUCUGCACCGGUUGCACUAACAACAAUUAUGCAUCAAGAGAGAAGUGCAAGAAGUGCGGACAACCAAAGGAAGUAGCGGCCAUGCCAGCAAUUGCAAUGACUGGAGCAUCCUUCCCUGCUUAUCCACACUAUUUUUCCAGGGCUCCCGGAGGACCAGAACAAAGGAUGAAUAUUGGAAAUGGUGUGCCACCGCAGUCGCUGAAUUUGAAUUAUAAUUGGCCUGUUACUGGAGCAGGAAAGUUUGGUGUCCAUCCAGUUUCCAUAUGGCCACCAGGUGCAAAUUAUAGUUCUGGACAUCCUUAUGAAAAUUCUACGAGUCAGAACCCAUCUACUCCAAAUGGUUGGCGUAAUGGGGACUGGGUCUGUAACUGCGGCUUCCAUAAUUACUCCUCACGCUCACAGUGUAAAAAAUGCAAUGCUUCUCCACCAGCACUUGGCACAAAACGGUUAGCUUCUGAAGAAUUGGUUUAUGACUGGGAUAACAAGAGAUUGAACGUAGGACCUACAAAUGGUCAGCAGCAAACUUAUACAAGUUUAGAGCUAGUAGGGACCAGUGCAGAACCAAAACCUGCAAUCUUCCCUGGUUACAUUGGCAUUAACUCUAGUUCGGCACCAAUUUUACCAAUGCCUCAACUCUUUCCAAUUCCACCUCAAGUUUCUUCUACUGCACUCCUUGGAAAAGGAGCUAAGCAAUGGCGAAGUGGUGAUUGGAUGUGCACAAAUUGCAACAAUCAUAAUUAUGCAUCCAGACUAGAGUGUAACAGGUGUAAAACACUCAGAGUAGCACCGAUGCAACCUGUCAACGUUGUGUAAUUUUGAAUUCAUUGGUUGUAUCUAUUUUUGUUGCUUGCCCUAGUUUUGUUUUUUUUUUGUUUUGAAUUUAUAGCAUGUACUUUGCCAGCAAAACAUUGAUAUACAUGACAAGCUCGUUAUAUUUACAUAAGACAUAGAUGGCAGUGUAUUUUUCAGUUUCCGAAAGCUGUACGCUUAUUAAGUUAUUAUCAAUAACUCUGCAAUAUAGAUGAUUUUGGGGUGUUGUGAUUA